AUGGCCGUCCUCGCGAGCAGAAGCCUGAAAGACGAUCUCGAGGACUUGAACGACACGAGGAAAGCGAUCGAGAAUGCGGAAUGCCGUGCCCGCCUCGAUCACAAGAGGACCGAUUCCAAGCAAAAUUUGAAAAAUAGCCGGGAGUAUGCGCAAGCUCUGCACCGUGAGGCGGAUCAGCUGUACCGCAGCGGCGAUUACGAGUCGGCUUUGGUGCUUUACCAUAGAGCGGCCAACUUGUACCCAAAGGACAGUAGCCACGGUGUCGCGGCGAGGAGGACGGCGGCGACGAUAAGCUCUUGCAAUAAUCCAUCGAAAGCCGUGAGGAAAGUUUCACCGAUCUCUGGGGAACAAUUGACCGCAGUCCUGUGUCCGGAAACCGCCGCCAUCAUAGCGAACGAGAAGCUAAAGAAAUCGCCGGAACCGGCGACGAUCCCCGAGGUACUGAGUUACUUCGACAAUCACAAAAGCUACUGGAAAACUCAACCGUCCCCCCGUGUGUCGAGCAAUCAGCUGGCAAAAUCGAAAAUGGCGCACAAACAGAUGAACAAUCUCGCCGAGACGUCGUUGAAGAAUCUCCAAGCGUCGUUCGACUCUGGAAAAAUGUCGUCCGCGUUGAAGAUCGCCCAGGAGCUGUUACUCGUUUCGGGAGGUUUCCAUGAUCCCACGCGUUACCAGAUAGCCGCCUAUCAUUACCUGUCCCUGAUCCACGUCGCUCUGGGAAGGCACGACCGCGCCGUGUGCAGCGUGUCCCGUUUGAUCCGUUUGUCGAAGAGCACCGCGGACGUGAAUCUGUUGUGUCGCUCGUUGGUCACGUUGGGCAAGGUGCAUCUCAGCUUCGGCCAUCUCGAGGCGGCCGCGAAGGCGUGGGAGCAUCUGGCCAAGGAUCUGAAGAAACCGAUCCCGGUCGCUUGGAUCAGGCACGAGAUUGGAAGAUGCUAUUUGGAGACUGGCAAGUACGAGAGGGCGAUGGAGAUGGGUUUCAGGUGCGUGGACGCGGCCACGAAAGGUAAUUCUAAGAAGUGGAUGCUGAACGGAAGGUUGUUGAUAGGUCAAAGCCUGGCCAAAUUAGGAAGAUUCGUGGAAUCGUUGGAGGAGCUGCAGGUGGCCGCGAAGAUCACGGAGGAGGAGGGCGACACCCCGAUGAUGUCGUACAUCCGCGACCUCAUCGACCAGGUGGCGCACGCCCUCCGCAUGAUCUCGUUCGAGAACGGGAGCUACGAGAUCGUUGCCUCCGCGAUCUCGCAGGACCAGGCGACGGCGAAGCAGAACGUGAACCUGUUCGUUAGCGAGCAAACGGUGAUAACCACCGUCUUCUCCCAGAGGAAGGUGAUCACGGGUGGGCGAAGGGAGGACGAGUCUGGGGACGAGGGGAGGAUAACGGUGGUGGACGAGCCGUUAACAAGUCCUGAUAAGAAAUCGUCGACUUACGCCCGUUCCGAUCUCGAGGAGGAGGGGGGCGGUGGCAAUUCCACGUUCAGGGUGAAGAAAUCAUCGUCCUCGGACCGGAAGAACAGAAGAAUUUCGUCCCCGCCCUCUAAAUCCUCCUCCCUGUCCUCCUCCCCCUCUUACUCGCCGAAAAUCAAGGAGGUGAGGGAGAAGAGGGUGAUGAAACCCAGGGAGAGGGCCCAGAAGAAGAUCGGGGGCAACAGCGGCAACACCAUGGGAACGUACGUGAUAGAGGAAGCGUUGGAGAAAGCAGCGGAGGAGCAGGUGAGCGACAACGAGGAGGGGGAGAUGGUGGACGAUGGUGUGAUAGCGAGGACUAUGGGAGGAAGAAUGCCCACCAAAUUGAGCGAGUUUGGCGAUAAGAUGACGCAGAGGGGGGAUAUGCUGGACGCUUUGCGCGUGAUCGAGGAGCUGGGCGAGAAGAACGAGGUGGAAUUGUUGGAGAUGCUAAGGGAGAUGCUGUUCUCAACCGAUAAUGACAAAGGUCGGCAAGGAGAUUUCGGCGAUUCGGGGGGGGAUGGAUUCCGGAACCCGAGAUUGGGACAGGAUAGGCAGGACGCCUUGAAUAAUCGUUCGAUCGUGAUCACGUUGCCUUCGAGCCCGCGAAAAUGUCACGCAAAUGGGGAUUUCAACGAUUGUGAUAUACGAUCGUUGGAAUUUGAUUAA
Messenger RNA from Apis laboriosa (Himalayan honeybee), 2112 nucleotides. RefSeq names its product outer dynein arm-docking complex subunit 4-like. The record is from RefSeq and is a predicted model, not a curated record. Lineage: Eukaryota; Metazoa; Arthropoda; Insecta; Hymenoptera; Apidae. The transcript is spliced from 5 exons. Gene Ontology annotation, molecular function: protein binding. The coding region runs from base 1 to 2112 and encodes 703 amino acids.